GUUGUACUUCUCCUUUUUGAAUGUCACCACUUCCCCAUCCUGCUCGGGCAAGAUUGCUCAGGGAAGCCCUCGCUUCCUGCACAGCUUCUGGGGCUCCAGGGACCGCGCACAGGAGCAUGGCUGCGUGCCCUCAGGAUCAGAUAACUUACACGCAAGAGUUUUAAAAGAAUUGGCAAAGGAGCAUCUGAGACAUCGAUAGUGAUAGUUAACAAUUCUUGGAAUAUUGGCCCCAAAUCACAGUUUUCAGCCAAUGCAUGUGAAGCUCUGAUAAAAGAUUCAAGAGAUUCCCCAGUUGUGGAAUUCUGUGGUGAAAACGUGCCCUUUUAUAAACCACAUUUCUCUGAGGCGCAAGGUGUGCAUCAAACAUAACCAGAACCCUUUCCCAGUCAUCUUCGUGACUGUCUUUGGUAAAGGUAAAUGCUCUGCCAGCUCCCCCGUAACAUACUUUACUGAGCGUACCUGGAUGUCUCCAGUGUUCUUGUGGAGUUUGGUUUCAAUGUGAAAUCUUGCAAAAUGCUGCUUCCAGUCUGUCCAUUGUGAAGGUCUGUCGAAGCUGAAGUUCCCUGAAGUUGAAGUUCUCUGGCAUGUUGCAAGCCCUGGCCUGUGGUGACAUUGCUCAGCAUGCGGUGGUAGCCGAAGGGAUCCCUCAUCCAGAUCCCUGGGCUGGGCCAGCUGUGUGGGGCAGCCUUUCCCUGCAAUCCCUAUGAAGCUGAGGGCACCUGCAGUCCUGUCACACCGGCUCCCUCAGGGCAAAGCCACCACUGCUCCCUCCAUCUCUCUUGCUGGUGCCUGUGUCUGAUGCUGGGCCAUGUCGCUAGCUGCCCACCCCACUGAUCUGGGGUUUGAAUUUGCCAGCAGCAGCUUGGAGGAGAUACACCAGCUCGAUGACCCACUAGCCUUUCCUGCCCCACUGGAGGAGCAGCUUCCCUGCACAGACCUGCUGUGUGUGUAUUCGGGGCUGGAAUUGGAUGAGGUACCCAGUGGCAUCAUGGCAGAUGGGCUGCUGGACAAGCCCGAGCUGCAGGUUGUCGGGGACAGUGUCACAGUGCCAGGUGACGCUGAGCAGCCGUUACCCCCCAUUGCAGCUGGCGAGGGCCUGCUCUGGGUGGAGUCACCCAACAACAUCUUGGAUGAGAAGCGCCUGCUUGGCAGCACUAGGGUUUCCCUGGACAGAGAAGCCUGCCCCCUGGGCCCGGGGGAAGCCAAUGGCCUGCGCAGGUCUGGGGACGAGGAGAAUCCCAUGGCUGGGUCCACCAAGGAGCAGACAGGGAAGCAGCCCAGGAGGAAAGGUCGCAAGCCGAAGCCCCCCCGCUGCCUUUCCCCCAUCACCGCCCCAGGCUUUCCAAUCUGCAGGAAGAGCAAGGACGGCAAAGGUAAUGCCCUCUACCUGUGGGAGUUCCUGCUGGCGCUGCUCCAGGACAGGAACACCUGCCCAAAGUACAUCAAAUGGACCCAGCGAGACAGGGGCAUCUUCAAGCUGGUGGACUCCAAGGCAGUGUCCAGGCUGUGGGGAAAGCAAAAGAACAAACCCAGCAUGAACUACGAAACCAUGGGCCGGGCACUGCGGUACUAUUACCAGCGUGGCAUUCUGGCCAAGGUGGAGGGGCAGCGGCUGGUAUAUCAGUUCAAGGACAUGCCCAAGGACCUGGUGGUGAUUGAGGAUGAGGGGGAAGCAGUGAGCCCCGUGAACCCCAGAGCCAGCCACUCGGCCGCAAGACCCUCUUUCCAGAGUGCCCCCCUCCAGAGGGCCGUGUCCCCCACUCACAGCAAGAGGGAGACUGCACCAGUGACCCAGCCUCGGGAGUGCGCAGCUGCACCAUGUCCUGCCCCCAAGGUGCAGCAAGGGGCCAGCAAGCCACCCGCCCACGCCAUGGGCUCCCCGCUCCUGCCCGGGUGCUUGGGGCUGGGACCCCUGACUCUCCAGCCCAUCCCACUCACCACAGUGCUGGCCCUGGGAAAUGCUGCCAGUUCUCCUUUUCCAAGCAGCACCCCUGCUCCGGACAGGCUCCUGCUCCAGCCUGGGUUCCCCAUGAAUGGGUUUGCCAAGCCAUUGCCAGGCCCGGGCAGCAGUAUCCCAGCAGCAGGCCCCCUCCUGCCUGCUGCCCCACAGCACUCCUUGUCUAGCCUGCUCCAGCCAAUGGCUCUCACUAGCCAGCCAGGUACUGUUGUUGCCACCAUCAUUGGGACAAUGGAGGCCAGCAGCAGCUGCCUGGCUAUGCUGGAUCGCCCGCUCCCCAGCCUGCUUUCCAGUGAUCCUGCCACGCUGACGUCCCAGCAGGAGAGCCUGUCUGGCUGUGCAAAGGUCCAAGAGCUCCAGCCACCAGGUCUAAGCAGCUCCCAAGAUAGCAAAGCAACAGCAGCCCUGCCAGCAGGAGGCACUGACAGCUGCACCCAACUCAGCCACCCAAAGGUGGGCUUGACACCCGUGGUGGAACUGGAAUUAGCCAUCAGCUCAGAGGCAGCAUUCCCUGGUGAGCAAAUGGCUCAGCUCCUGGCAAAGCCCAGCUCUGCCCCAGCCCCUGCAGCUCUGCUGUCUCUAGGCAGUGGUGACAUCAAGGAGGAAUGCUGGGACAUGGUGUGAAGUGCAUGGAUGCACCCUGGGCUCCAACAGAGGCAAAGGAUGCUGGGAAAGCUCAGUUCCCUGGACUGACAGGAUCCAACUUGGGGCUGGGGGCUGCUGGGGCCAGGGCGGGCCUCACAGGCUGCAUCGCAUUUGCUUCUUGCCCUCACUCAUUAAAGAGACAUUUUGCACCA
Molecule: messenger RNA, 2754 nt
Organism: Mauremys mutica (yellowpond turtle)
Lineage: Eukaryota; Metazoa; Chordata; Testudines; Geoemydidae
Gene: ELF4
Product: E74 like ETS transcription factor 4
Exons: 11
Coding region: 809-2581 (590 amino acids)
Biological process (GO): cell differentiation; regulation of transcription by RNA polymerase II
Cellular component (GO): nucleus
Molecular function (GO): sequence-specific DNA binding; DNA-binding transcription factor activity, RNA polymerase II-specific
Source: RefSeq, a predicted model, not a curated record